Dunckerocampus dactyliophorus (ringed pipefish) is the source of this 14303-nucleotide messenger RNA. It is a transcript of the gene spryd3, whose product is annotated as SPRY domain containing 3. NCBI's taxonomy places the organism in Eukaryota, Metazoa, Chordata, Actinopteri, Syngnathiformes, Syngnathidae. Gene Ontology annotation, molecular function: protein binding. The transcript has 11 exons. The record is from RefSeq and is a predicted model, not a curated record. The coding region runs from base 66 to 1316 and encodes 416 amino acids.
CUAAAAAGCGCCGAAAUCAAGUUUGCAAAGUUUGAUGUGGAGCCAUGGCUAGCUGAUGGAAAAAAAUGGAUGCCAAUCUACUUGGCCACAGAUGCCUACCAAAUCUGAGACGUCGAAUCGGAGACAUUGGGGACGGGCAUCCAGCACAGGAACGCUACACGCGGCUGCUGAAGGAUGGAGACACGCUCAGUUACCAAGGGAACUCAGAAGAAGUGGGUUGCUAUGUUGCUGGCCAUCCUUUAUCAAAGGGAAAUUGCUACUUUGAGGUGACAAUAGUGGACACUGGCGUGAGAGGGACUAUCGCCGUAGGCCUGGUGCAUAAAUUCUACAGGCUGGACCACCAGCCAGGCUGGCUGCCAUACUCUGUAGCUUACCACGCUGACAACGGCAAGUUAUACAAUGGAAAUCCUGUGGGACAGCAGUUUGGGCCAAAAUGUGCCCGUGGUGACCGCAUUGGCUGUGGAAUUUACCCCAAAACUAUUGAAGCAGGUUUCAAAACCGUCUUUUUCACCAAGAAUGGCAAAGAGGUGGGGUCAGUGGAUAUUCUUGUCAUGGCGGAAGGGCUUUUCCCUGCAGUAGGGAUGCACUCCAUGGGGGAAGAAGUGAAGGUGGACUUGCAGGCAGAGUGGCUCUUGGAGGAGGACGACACAAUGAUGAUGGUGGACAGCCAUGACGACGACUGGGGUCGACUUUAUGACGUCAGAGUGAGCGGCACGCUCUUGGAGUACAUUGGCAAAGGGAAAAGCAUAAUGGAUGUGGGUUUAGCUCAAGCCCGUCAGCCGCUUACCACCCGCUGCCAUUACUAUGAAGUGGAGAUUGUUGAUGCCGGAGAGAAGUGCUACAUUGCUCUGGGUCUUGCAAGGAAGGACUACCCCAGGAAUAGACACCCAGGAUGGAGCCGGGGAUCUGUAGCCUACCAUGCAGAUGAUGGAAAGGUGUUCCAUGGCAGUGGGGUCGGAGACGCUUUUGGUCCUCGCUGCUUUAAGGGUGACACCAUGGGCUGCGGCAUCAUGUUCCCGCGAAACUACAUUCUGGAUGGUCAUGCAGAAGACUGGCAUCAGAUGGAGGUCUUUCCUGGUCAAGCGGACAUUCAGAACAUUGUGUAUCUAAAUUUGGACGAGGAGGUGGAUGAGGAGGAAGAUGGUGACGGAGAGCCGGGACAGGGUGCUAGGAAAGUCAUGGUGUUUUUCACAAGAAACGGGAAGCUAGUCGGUCGGCGAGAGAUGGCGCUCCCCCCUGGCGGCCUCUACCCCACUGUGGGGAUGCUGAGUAAUGGAGAGAAGGUCAAGGUGGACUUGCAUCCCCUCAGUGGAUGAGCUGAACGUCCACGCUGAUGAGCUGCUGGCUCUCUGCAAACAGCAGGCUGUGCUGCAGAGCUCGGCCACAGUAGCCACGUGUGGUGCUAAAAGUCACCCCUCGGCCCACUUAUUUAAGACCCGCACUCUUUUGUAAAUGUCCUCGCCAUCACAGCACAUCAUCACAGACAGAUGACAUUAGGUUGUAAUUCCUAUGCAACCUGUUCUCUGUCAGCUGUGUGAGGCUGUCAUCACUAAGGUCUGACACCCUCGCUCCACUUUAUUACGCUUGACCGGACUCCAAGGAAAACAGAGCAGAGUCAACACUUGUGCCAUGUCUUCGCUCAGAGCCGCUCUGACUCCCCCCCCCCUCUCUCGCUGGCAGAGGGCGCCCCCCAGUGCCAGAGCACAGACAUGCUUUAACCUUCGGCUCAAGCCAUAAUAAUCAUUAUUACAGAAACGUUUGCAUGUGCACAUAAUAUCUGAAUACUUUACAGCAACCAAACAAAGAUGCUGUGCAUUUCCCAUGAGCUGGUUUUAUGUUGGAACCACAUCGUCCGGUGUCUUUUCUUCAUAGGUAAACAUUGACGUGAACUCUCUGCAUAAAGCAAUCAGGGAAUGUGCUUUGUUUUUAUGUAGUAAUUGCUUUAAGAUGUGGUUAAAGAGAUCACAUAAGCCAAAAAUGACACCCUCUUACAACAUGCAGGCAUAAAAACAACCACAGAGCCAAUUAACGCAUCUUCUGGUUUAAUCGGCCGUCACACAGGCGUCACAAAUACAGUUGAACUUCUAAUGAUUCAACCCUCAUUGUAAAUGCUAUUUAUUUGCAAAGUAUAUAACCUUGCAGUAGUUUGCCCCAAACCAACCAAACAUUUUAAAUAGCUCACCGCAACUAAUAUUACAAAUGAUCACUUUUUUUUUUUUAAUUGGCGUGGCCAAUCUAUUUAAUACUACGUUUCUACAUUUUCAAAAUAAAAAAAUUACAAUGAGGGUUCAAUAGUUAUACCUUUUGUAUUUGUGAUAUUUUUCAUCGUAUUUUAUGCUACAUUUUCUUUGCAUGACAAAUGCUCCUUGUGCGACACAACUGUGUUUCAUCCUUCAUCCUCAGAUGGUGUGUGUGUGUGUGUGUGUGUGUGUGCACGCGCACGCUGGAUAUUGUGAAGAUUUACUCAGGUUUUUUGGUGCCACAAAGCUGACACGCACACGCAGGCUAACUUCAGCCCAAUUGGAUCACACUUAACCGUCACAUGAUGAGCCAUUAGUGACCAAGCAACAUUUUUAGGAGGGCAAAUGUUCUUUAGAAUUACAGUGUGUCACAAUAGUGGGUACACCCCGCACAUUUCUGCAAAUACUUGUUAGAUUUUUUUUUUCCAUGGGACAACACGAAAACAAGACUUGAUACAUUGUAAAGUAGUCAGUGUACAGCUUGAAUAAAAGUGUAAAUUUAAUGUCCCUUAAAAAUAACUCUACACCCAAGUCUUAAUGUCUAAACUGCUGGCAACAAAAGUGAGUACACCCCAAAUUGUGCCCAAAUUAUCAAUAUUUAGUGUGGAUACAAUUAUUUUCCAACACUGCCUUAACGCUUUUGAGUAUGGAGUUGACUAGAACUUCACAGUUUGCCUCUGAAAGCCUCUUUCAGGCCUCCAUGACUGGUGGCUGUUAGACACCUUGCACCCCUCCACAUUCCGUUUGAGGAUGCCCCCCAGAUACUCAAUAGGGUUUAGAUUCAUCACCUUUACCCUCAGAUUCUUGGUGUCUUAGGGGUCCUUAUGUUGGAAUGUCUCAGUUUCUGAAGAGAGGGUGUCAAAGUACAUGUUGGCAUUCAUGUUUCCCUCACUGAACCCCAGUGCCGAUGGCACUCAUGCAGCCCCAUUCCAUGACACUCCCACCACCAUACUUUACUGUUGGCAAGACACACUUGUCUUUGUCCUCACUUGACUGCCACCACUGUACCAAAUACGGUAAGUAUCUUGGUCUCAUCAGACCACAGGACAUGGUUCCAAUAUGUCUGCUUGUCUUCAGCAAACUGUUUGCAGGCGUUCUUGUGCAUCACCUUUACAAGAGGCUUCCUUUAUUGAGGAGCGUGGCAUACGGACCUCUGCAGCGAUGCCGGCAGCACUCAUGCGUCUAUUUUACAAACGCAACCUCUGGAUAUGACGUGGAUCUUGUGCACUCAUCUUCCUUGGUCGACCUUGGCAAGGCCUGUUCAGAGUGGACGCUGUCCUCUUAAAGCGCUGUAUGGUCUUGGCCGUGGUGCUGUAGCUCAGUUUCAGGGUAUUGACAAUCAUGUCAUAGCCUAGAACAGGGGUGUCAAGCUUGUUUUAGAGGGCCACUUAUAACUAUCAAUAUACAGUGUUGACAAGCAGACAUUCAAUUAUCUAUUUUGGAUUUUAAAAAAUGGUUGGAAUUUCUUGUUGCAUGAUCAGAUAAAAUAAAAGUUUAGAAGAACUGCACACAGUACAAUUUUUUUCAUAGUCCAAAUGAAAGAAAUACAUUUACAAGGGAAAAGGUCAAGUCCAUUAUUGACACACAUUAUUCCCAGGCUUUCACGGGCAACAUUUAAUGAGGUGGCGGGCCACAUCUGGCCCCUGGGCCUUGGGUUUGACACAUGGCCUAGAACCUCUUUACGCAAAGCAACAAUUCUUCUUUCCACAUCCUCGGAGAGUUCAUUGGUCUUUGAACUUCCAGUGACCAGUAUGCGAGAGUGUGAGAGCUGUAACACCAAAUGUGACACCCCAGCUCCCUAUUCACACCCAAGACCUUUUAACACUAAUGAGUCACAUGGCCCCCGAGGAGACAAAAAUGGCUAACUGGGCCCAAUCUGUACAGGUUAACACAGGGUUGUACUGUACUCACUUUUGUUGCCAGCAGUUUAGACGUUAAUGGUUGUGUUAUUUUGAGGGGACAGUGCUGUUGCUUUAGUUUUGUCCCAUGAAGAGGUGGAAUGUUUGCAGAGAUGUGUAGGGGUGUUGUCACUUUCGUGGCAUACCGUAAAGACUGCACACCAGGGUUAUACAUGGCAAUACUGAUUAGUAAGGGAUCACAUUUUUGGACCUCACCUGCAUGUCAGUGUAGUUUGUGCAGUUGAAAUGUUCUCUCAGAAUUUUGCUGCUUGUGAUUCACAUUAUACUUCUAUGUAAUGAAGCAGGUCGACAUUGCAAAUGCUUUUUUUCAGUAGUUGAAUGUUGUCAAAAGUGCUGAAAAGUAGUCAACUUUCAAAACUCUCUGUAAGACGGACCAUUUAAAACAAUAACAUGGAUUUUUAUGUCACUGCAUCGAUUUUGUCAUGGAUUAUAUCAUUUCUAAUUGUUGCCAGUGUGGUCCUUCACAAACCACUUGUGCAUACAAUCCACACUUUAAAAAUUAAGAUAGAGACUGGUUUAAAAAAAAAAAAAAAGUGGAAUAGUAAUAGUGAAAUGCUUGAUUUGUGUAAUCGGGAGAUUUGCAGUUGCUGAUGAAACUGCAGUUUUAUUGUUCAUGUGUUGUGUCUCAAGUGUUACAUGUUGGAUAACAGGAAACAAUGGUUCAUCUUUAAUCAGCUGUGUCGAACUCCGUAAAGGCCAAAGAAACACUCACCUCAGUCCUGAAAAAUGGGCACAAUCAAAUCGUUCUUGAAUGAGAAAGGUUUAGUUUGCGUCUGGGUGCUGGGCUGUAUCACACAGAUCAUUGUGAUUUCAUCGCUUUAACCAUUGUCUUCAUCAAAAGAGUGCAUACUAUCAAGACAUGUUUCUCUGGAACUCUUGAUCUUCCUAUAGAAUCACACUAUGGGUUUGUUUUUUGCUACAGGUAUACAGGUUCAGGUACACACACACACACACACACAGGUAUACACAAAUGGUCAUCUGAUAAAAUUAACUAGACUUGGAAGUUCAAUAGUUAUUUUCAGUCAUUGACAGAGUGGUGUGAAGAAGAGUUUGCCCCCUUCCUGGUUUAUUUUUUGGCAUGUUACACUUAUGUUUGAUAUUAGAAAUUGAAAUAUGUCAAUAACAACGCAACUCAACACAAAAUGCAGAUUUUAAAUGAAACUUAAGGGAGGAAAAAAAUCCAGACUUACAUGGUCCUGUGUGAAAAAGUGAUUGCCCCCGUUCAAACAAAAUUGGUUUAUCAUAACUGGUUCAAUGUCUCUAGCCACACCCAGGCCUGAUCACUGCCACACCUGUUCUCAAUCAAGAAAUCACUUAAAUAGGACCCGCCUGACAAAGUGAAGUAGACUAAAAGAUCCUCGAGAGCUAGACAUCAUGCAGAGAUCUAAAGAAAUUGAGAUCUAUCAGUCUGGGAAAGUUGAUAAAGCCAUUUUUAAAGCUUUGGGAAUCCAGACAGCCAUUAUCCACAAAUUGCGAAAACAUGGAACAGUGAUGAACCUUCCCAGGAGUGGCCGGCCAACCAAAAUUACCCCAGGAGCGCAGCGACGACUCAUCCAAAAGGUCACAAAAGACCCCACAACAACAUCCAAAGAACUGCAGGCCUCACUUGCCUCAGUAAGGUCAGUGUUCAUGACUCCACCAUAAGAAAGACACUGGGCAAAAACGGCCUGCAUGGCAGAGUUUCAAGACGAAAACCACCGCCGAACAAAAAAACACAGCUCGUUUCAAUUUUGCCAGAAAACAUCUUGAUGAUCCCCAAGAUCUUUGGGAAAAUAUUGCAUUUUGCACAUUUGGAUCUUAAUGAGGUUAAGACCAAAGGCUAUAAAAGCCAAAAUCUGCUCAAAAUGUUCAUUUUCUGUCAGGCAUUCACGCUGUCAUGCCCUCCUGAUGGCUAAAGCUAAGAAGCUUUCUCUUUUUGAAUGUGGUCGGAUUGUUGAGCUGCAUAAGCAAGGCCUCUCGCAGCGUGCCAUUGCUGCUGAGGUUGGGUGCAGUAAAUCAGUCAUUCAAUUUUUUUUUUUAAAGAUCCUGAGCAUUAUGGAACAAAAAAGUCAGGAUCCAAUUGGCUGUCCAUCAAGUCACAGUCUGUGGUAACAGCUGGGUUUUUCAACAGGACAACGCUGCAGUUCACAAUGCUCGCUUGGCCAAGGACUUCUCCAGGGAGAAUAACAUCACUCUUUUGGACCAUCCUGCAUGUUCCCCUCAUUUAAAUCGUACAGAGAACAUUUGGGGAUGGAUGGCAGGGGAAGUUUAUAAAAAUGGCCAUCAGUUCCAGACAGUUGAUGCCCUUGGUGAAGCCAUCUUCACCACUUGGAGCAAUGUUCCCACUAGCCUCCUGGAAACACUCGCAUCAAGCAUGCCCAAACCAAUUUUUGAAAUGAUUAACAAGAACAGAGCUACUCAUUGAGUCCUACUGAACAUUUUUUGUUCUGAUUUGGAGAGUUUAUUUUUUGAGCGAGGGUCUUAUACUUUUGAUCAGCUGAUAAACAGCCUAUUUCAGUUUGUUUUCAAUAAAUUACUUUUUCAAAAUGCUUUGUCUCACUCCCCCUUCUUGUUUUUUGCAUAUUGUAGCUCUACUAAAAACCUCAUUAAGCUCCAAAUGUGCAAAAUGCAAAUUCUAGCAAUUUUUCAACUGGUCUUAAAAUUUUGAUCAGGAGUCUAACGUGGUCUGAUGAGACAAAAGUAACUUUCUGGAAGGUGUGUGUGUCCCAUUACAUCUGGCAUAAAAGUAACGCAUUUCAGAAAAAGUCAUACCAAAAGUAGAAUAUGGUGGUGGUAGUGUGAUGGUCUGUAUUGCUGCUUCAGGACCUGGAAGACUUGCUGUGGUAAAUGAAACCAUGAAUUCUGCUGUAAGAAACUCCACAGCGCUGUACGAGACUCAUUGCAAGUUAUCACAAACAUUUAAUUGCAGUUGUUGCCAAGUGUGGCCCAAACAGUUAUUAGGUUUAGGGGGCAAUCACUUUCACACAGGGCCAUGUAGGUUUGGAUGUGUUUUCUCCUGUAAUACAUUUUCAUUUAAAACUGCUUUUUGUGUUCACUUGUCAUUGACUAAUAUUUCAAUUUGUGUGAUGAGCUGAAAUAUUUAAGUAUGAAAAACGUACAAAAACAAAAGUCAGGAAGGGGGCAAACACUGUUUCACAACACUAUUUUAGUCAAAACUCUUUUUUUUGUUAAGCGUUAUUACAACAAUUAGUGACUCAGACAAACGCAUGUUCUUCACAAUUUAUUUCAACAGUAGUAAAACAAGGCUAUUUGCACCCUUGUUUAAAAAAACGUACAUUCAAAUCAGAUCAUUCAGUCAAAUGUUUAAAAUUUAAACAGCAUGUUUUUGUGACUGCACAUUGAGUGGCAAUAGUCACUCUCUUGUAUUUAAAAACUAAGCACUUACUUAAAAAUGUUUUCCCAAAUGUUUUAGCUCUCAUAGUAAUCUUAAGCUAUCUUUAGGCCCCAAUUCCUGUAAGUGUAAAAUACAUCAUAUCUUUAGGCAUUUGUGUGUAACAAUAUUCAUUCUUAUAUGGGUGGCUUAAAUAGGAACACAAAGGACAGUUAAACUGAUGUUGGAAUGGCUUUGAAUGUAGAAAAGAGGCACAGUUCAAGAGCUCAGUAGUGUUCGACCUUAACACUGCAACAAGGGGACAAGCAAGUCAGCUUUAGAAAUCUUCUUCCUCCUCUUCGUCGUCAUAGAAGCGAUUUUGCUUUAUCAUUUCCUCCACAGUCAGCGCCUCCAGCUCCCCCUUGUCCUCAACCUCCUCCACCUCCCCUUCCCAGAAGCCCACAUCCUGUAGCGACCUACCAGCCGCCGCCUCCUCCUCCUCUUCUUCUUCUUCUUCAGGAGAAGACAUCUCGUUUUUGGUAGGAGGUGUCACUUCCUCCAAACCACCAUCUUCCUCAUCCAUUUGCUCCUCCUCCUCCUCCUCCUCCUCCUCCUGCUGUUGAUGAGGUGGGGCCACCUCAGUCUCCUGACAGGGGAGAUGAUGCUGUGGCCUGUCUUCACCCUCCUCUUCCACCAUGUCUUCACCUUCCUUCUCCACCAUCUCGUCACUUUCUUCUCCCAGGUCUUCUAUAUCCUUCUCAGUCAUGUCUUCGUCACCCUCCUCUCCAGUGCUGUUCACGUCCUCAAGGCUGUCCUCAGUAGGUGUGUGGUUGUCCAGUGAAGGUCCUCCAUGCUGCAGCACAAUGCUCUGGGCCUCCGCCUGCACUUGGUCUACUGCAGGUGGAGAAUCUUUCUUGGUCUCAACAGCAUCAGCUUGGUCCACCACAGUAAAGGGCAUGCAACGCUCCUUCAAGGAGGAGCUCCUCCGCUGGCAGGAAGCUCCUUUAGUUUGUUCAGAUGGUGAGGAGGAGGUGUCCUCUUCUGGGGGCCACUUUGCACGCAUCGGCCUGGUGGCCCCAUCAACAUGCACUGCAGCUCCAUUAUGGCCAGUGUCACCUUCCGGUUGUGGUGGCCAGGAGAUUUUCAGCCUGCGUGUCUCAGUGGGUCUGUCUGUCUUCUCUGGGGAUCCUUGUCCCAAAGCCUCCAUGGUGGCAGUCAGGACGUUGACCUUGGCCAGUGGGGAGUCCUCCACGCUGGGGCUCUCCAGCUCAGAGCCAGGGGAGGGGGUUUUGGUGUAAGCGUUGGCCUGCGGUGAUGUGAUCUCCCCGCCCUCACCUUUGCUCUCCCACAGCUCCUUGUGGGGCCGGUGGCCAAAGCCCUCAUCAUAGUUGCCCUUGGCCUUGAAGAGCUGGCAGAAGUGCGGCUUGCAGUACACAUUGUUGUGCAGGGAGGCGUAAUUGACCAAACUAACCAGGAGAGGGAGCCAAAGUUAGUAACAGUUCAGGUGUUGAUGAUCUUAAACCAAAAUGAAGUGCAUAAAUAUCUACCAAUACACCGCAGCAUUACUCUCUGCCUCUCUCGCUCAACAAAACCGAUUCAGGCAGACUGCCGCCCCUUCCCAAGUCUGGGUUCUGUUCAAAUUUUCUUCAUUAGGUGGUUUUUCCCUCACCUCCGUCGCCAAAGCGCUUGUUCACUUGGUUUUCUUUAACAUGAGAAGCAUUGUUUCAGACCUGCUCCAACCUAAAGUGCCUUGAGAUAACUUGGCACACCGAAUUUUAUUUAUUUAUUUAUUUAUUUAUAUAAAAAAUUGACUUGACAUCAGGUACACUGCACAGUCAAAUAAAUUCCAACGACUGAGAAAAAUAUUUCCAUUUAAUUUUUUUUUUUUUAACAUAUAUGAAGGUUUUAAAACAAUUACUGUAAUCAAAUGUUCCCAGACUUUGGCAACCAGUGGAGCGGCCCCCUCCUGGCCAUUAGAUAAAAUAGUUUUUGUUUUUACUUUUUGUUUUAUUAUGGCAGUGAGUAUCUAAAAUAUACUCACAAAAAGUGAGCUUAUUAAAUGGUUGGGUCCUCCUCUACACCUGUGAAAAAUGUCUUUUCUUGAGGGGUUUCUGCCGCCCCCACUGUUUACUCUCGCUACGCAGUAACUAAAAAUCAGUUGAUUUUGACUAAAAACAAACAUUAAAAAUACAUGUUUUUCUUAGUCUCAAGCUGCCACGCCUCCCCUGAAAUCUCCUGGCCCCACCUCACACUUUGAAAAUAGCUACUUUAUGCAGUCUCCUGUUUGUAUUAGUAUGGGUAUUGUUAUUUGCGUAAAAAGAUCGGACAGAGUAUACUUAGUAUGUCACCAAAUGCCUUUGUGAUUGUGACCUGCUCACCUGAGUUUGGUGUUGCAGUGGCAGCAGCGGAAGCAGGCGCUGUGAAAAAUCUGUUGAUUGGCCACAAGCCUCUCCAGAGGAUAGACUGUCUUCUGACAGGACACGCAGGUCUCCCUCACCGGCAGACGGAAAUUCUGCACAAAGAGUAAAGUUACUCAUGAGUGUGUGUGUGUGUGUGUGUGUGUGUGUGUGUGUGUGUGCGCGUGUGUCUUACCCUUGGAGUUUUGGCCAGAGAACACACAGCAUUGCCAGGACCAGAACCUGUGGCAACCGAUAGUUCAAACAAUUAUAAAAUCUGGACACUGGGUGGUGCUAUUAAUGCUAUUUCAUGUGUAAUUUACCAAUUUCCACUACAGUGGGUCUCCACAAAUUUACACAUUUUUGGUCAAUUCCUUUUUCAUUUUUUUUCUCCAAAAAUAGGCUGUUUUUUCCCCUGCAGAAAGUAAUUCCGAGAUAGUACAGGUCAAAUGUACAACAUGCCCUGCGAUUGGCUGGCAACCAGUCCAGGGUGUACCCCGCCUGUCGCCCAAAUUCAGCUGGGAUAGGCCCGCGACCCUAAUGAGAAGCGGCAUAGAAAAUGGAUGAAUGGAUGUACAACAUACUUGUACCGCUGUUAGAAAGCUCACAACUUUUACAUGUUUUUGCUUCACUAAAUGUUUUUUCAUCAAGUGUUAAGAUUUCGUACUUCCUUCGGUGGUCCUGGAACACACCAUAGCUGUGUGCGGUGCAUGGGCGCCAUAAAGGGCAGAUUUCUUGUUGGCAGAUGUACAUGUUAAUGUACUGUGAACUGUAGUGAAGAGUGAAUCGCAUACUGCAGUAUAUGCAGACUUGCAUGGACAACUCACUAGCAGUAAAUAUUACACUGGUAGUAGUGAACAAUAAGAAGCAAGACAUUUGCAAACCUUUAGAGUUGGGUUCAGAGUUAUGCAAAGCUCUUGUUGGGUUAGUUUGAGGUCCUAGAGAUAUGGUGACAACACGCUGCCCAAGAGGGGACCCCGAGGUGAUUUCCCCCCCCCCCAUGGGGCCCAGAAUUUUAGGCGGCACCCCUGGUGCUGUCAGACGAAAAGUUUGUUUGGCUACGGAAGCACAAGCUUCGACAGUCAGUCUGGUCUCAAAACUUGCAGUGACGUGAACACAGGUUAGUGAUUGAGUGAUAUGAUUAGAAGUUAGUGGAAUUAUAACAGGCAAGCACUGUGGCUCAUAUAAACGUGGCUUCGAGAAAUGCCUUCUAUAGCCUGCUGGCCUCUAGCACUAGCCUGACGACCAGGCUCAAGGUUACAGCGUGCCUCCGACUUCAUCUGUUCAUCCAUCAUCUCACAUUAUCAUUCAUUAGCAGUGAGCAACAAUUCAUUUUAUACACUAAAUGCAUUUAGUAGGUGUGUGAGGCAUAUUUAGGGACUUAAACCCGGAUUGUGUCGCAAACAAAGUGACAUUUUAAGAGAAGGGGAGGGUUCAGGAGCUGAAUCUAAUCUAAUCAUUACAGCCGCCACUUUUAUUGCAAUUGUUAUCAAAAAUCAGAACAUCAGCGUCAAACUAGCAGGAGGGGUUUGCAUGGGGCGCAAGCCAUCUGUCAAAAAUGAACAUUUUUAUGGGCGUAUGAAUUAACUACAGUUUGCCAUGGGAUCUACUGUACUAGUAAGUCAACAGUAUGUGUACAGGCUUGCAUUCUCUUCUUUCAACUACAGAAAUAUUGUACAUAGAACUUACCAUUGCUCUCUGCACUAAAACUUUUUCUGCCGUUUGACUCAGUGUCUGAACUCUGUAGUGAGAGAUAACAGCAUCAGUAAUGUGUAGGACAUUCACCAGACAUGAGACAGCCAGUUAUUCAUACAGUGUUAAGGCCUCACCAUAUCCAAGGAGAAUGGUGGGACAUUCUCCUUCUGUUUGCUGCACAAAGUGUCCUGCAGAUCAGUCUGAUUGAGACACACAACAUGAACAUUAAAUAGGUCCGCUAUUAUGCAAAAUGUACUUUUUAACUGUAACGUGUCGCCGGAGCCUCUUCAUGAACACCAAAUGUGACAAAAAUCUAUCAUCUCCCUCACUCGCUCCACUUUAGAGAAAAUGGUUAAUUUUGAAGUUAUGGUUUUUCUUGACAUCAAGAAGGAAAAGCCUCAUGGAAGCGAUACGACCUGAUACUAUACUACCUAGUAAUGAUGGUAAACUAUCGAGAACUCUAUACACUCGAGUCGAGUGUCACAGCGCACAUUCGCAAAAAAAAAAAAAAAAACCUCAGACGAGACUCCCAUACACAAACGCAUUAAACAAACACCUCAUUGAUAUGUUUGGACGCAGAUCCGCCCCAUAAACAAAUGCAAGAAAAUGCACCAAACUUAAUAAAGCGCCUUUCUACAAAAGAGGCUAUUUCACUGUAGGAAUCCACAGUGUCAUGCCACAGCGUCAACAAAUACUGUCCGUAAAAUGUUGUUAUAAUGGCCAAAUACAAUCAAAAGUACUUCAGUCUUACUUGUGAAAUGUAAUCCCGUGAGAUCUUGUUUGUAUUGUAAACCGGUUGAUCCAGUUCCAUGCAGAACGUGAAUUAGCCAUCUCCCCGUUCUCUCUUACCACAUUCAAAAUGACGGUGACGUCAUAUUCACAUGACGUCACGGCUCAAUGCGGUGUCAACGUCACGCGAGAAACUCGCACAUGCGCAACACGUUCCUUCCUCGACUCACGAAACGUGUGAGCCAGCACAACUCACUGAACCCAUGAGCCCACGUCAGGUUCACGAGUCACUUGUCAGCACCCUGAUGCCGUCGUGGUGAAUGAGUCUACUGUAGGUUUAUGAGUUCCGGGUUCUUCGCACUGUUGCCAACUUUUCAGUAAGAAUAGUACCUAUUGGCUGUCCUAGAAGGCGCUACACGACGCCAUCAUCUAAUUUGCAUAUAAUUUGCAUAUGAUGUAAAAUGCUGUACAGAAAGGAAAAACGCAUAACCACAUAGGCGAGACAAAUUGAGUAAAAACACCUUAAUUACCUUCAGAGGUACAAAUAAACUUGGUUAUUGGUUUGGUGUGCAAUUUCAUCAAAAUAAAAUAUUAUAUUUCAUCUUAUCCAGCGCCUCUCAAAGUUCUACCAUUGAACUUUUAAAUUAGCACAAUUGAACAACCAACAGACUAUGCUGUGUUUAUUCUAUGGCUCACAUUAACAUAUGUUAAUGUCAUAUAUGUAUGUAUUAUAAUAGAUAUAAUUGUAAUAGCAACUGAGUUUCACAAUAAAUAUAGCAAUGCAGUAAGCUUAUCAAGUACUUGCAUUUAUUCAAAGAAUUGGAAGUUAAUCCACUUCAUUUUAGUAAUAGCAAUAGACUAAACAAAAUAUAAAACACACCCUCUUUUAUUCAGAUUUACUGAAGAUUUAGAAACAUUUGUGUUUUAGAUAUCGCUAUGUAAAACAGGGCAAGCGCCACCCCCACGGCUCGGAAGCGGCUUGUGACUGCCUUUUGGGCAGGGCGGACCUGUAAACAGCACGCGCUGUUGCUCAGUGAGAACACAAAAUGCAGACCGAUACGUGCUGUUACGUUUGAGUCCCCAAAUACCAAAAAACUCCCCAACGACACCAGCAAAAAAGUCGCUAGAUUUGUUGCUAGUCGCUUUUGGGAAAAUGUGUCAAGGAGGGUUGGAAUGUCGCCAGAUCUAGCGACAAAAUCAUCAAAAUCAAAAUCAUCCCUCGCCUCAGGGUUAGCCAACAGCGCAGACGACAACAGGAAAUGGAAAGGAGAGCAGGAAAUGGAAAGGAGAGUUGAUUUGAAACAAGGAGCAGAUCUGUUGCUUUUCCCGCGAGGUUAAUAUAUUUAUACAAAUAAAGUUAAAGUUGAACAAUUAAAGUUACCUGGGUUCUUUUUUAAUUUACAGUGGUGUGAAAAGGUUUGCCCCCUUCCUGAUUUAUUUUUUUUUUUUUGCAUGUUUGUCACACAGACGAAACAUUAAAAUUUUUGUCAAUGACAACAUAUCUGAAAAUGCAGUUUUUAAAUCAAAGUUUUUAUUAAGGGAGAAAAAAAAUCCAAACCUACAUGGCCCUGUGUGAAAACGUGAUUGCCCCCUAAACCUAAUAACUGGUUUGGCCACCUUUAGCGGCAACAACUGCAAUCAAGCAUUUGCGAUAACUUGCAAUGAGUCUCUUACAGCACUGUGGAGGAAUUUUGGUCUUUGCAGAAUUGUUGUAAUUCAGCCACAUUGGAGGGUUUUCCAGCAUGAAGCGCCUUUUUAAAAGGUCAUGCCACAGCAUCUCAAUAGGAUUCAGGUCAGGAAUUUCACGAGGUCACUCCAAAGUCUUCAUUUUAUUUUUCUUCAGCUGUUCAGAGGUGGACUUUCUGGUGUGUUUUGGAUCAUUGUCCUGCUGCAAAACCCAAGUUCGUCUCAUCUUGCGGUCACAAACAGAUUGCUGGAGAUUCUCCUUCAGGAUUUUUUUUUUUUUUUUUUUUUUUGGGUAGACAGCAGAAUUAAUGGUUCCAUUCAUCACAGC